UCCACGUUAUCCCCCCGUGUUCAAUAAAAUAUAUUUACCCGAUACUAAUUGUUCUAAAAAAAAAAAAUCUUAACAAUGUCUAUAUUCUUUGCAGACCGUCAAACCUGAUAGGUGUGGUGUCUUUAGAAGAAAACUGUGAGUCCGGAUAUCUGUCGUAUUCUGAUUUCCUGGGUUCCGGAGCUACUGUAUCAGAUGACACAUUAUCUGAAAUAAGAUCACACGUCAGCUGUGACGAAUCGGCUAUUAUACUGACAACAUCUGGUACAACAGGAGAUGUGAAGUUUGUUUGUCGCAGUCAAUUCUAUAUGGUGAAUUUUGCAAGAUUUUACAACAGGCGAAAACCAAAACAUUUGCCAGAAGUAGCUGGUGUUCGGAGCCCCGUCACAGACGACGGGAUGUGUGUAAUCAAAUGUACCGAGGCGGUGUUUAAAUGGCGGACGAUGUACGCAGUGUUCGUGCCCUCGGAUGUCGACUUCUACAUGCGCGAUAUCAGUUCUUUUAUGAAAUGCAUAGAACAGGAAAGAUUAACAUGGUAUAGUGGAUAUCCAUACGAAAUCAUUAAGAUGUUGGACUCUCCAGAUCUGAACCGUUAUGACAUUAGCUCACUCAGCGCUGUUGUAGUUACCGGACAGAGCGUCAGUAGUCACAAUCUUGAAAGGAUCUUUGACCAAUUUCCCGAUACAAUGAAUGCAUAUGGUUCUACAGAGGUCCUGGCCACAAUGACAUCGACAUUACACUCCACAUUCGAUCUAAAACGCAAUUCUGUCGGAUAUCCUCUACCACAUAUGGAGUUGAAGAUUGUUGGUAAACACGGUGAGACUGUUCCUGUUGACAAUCCCGGCGAGGUCUGUGUCCGCGGUUGGGCAUCGUUCUUAUGCUACUUCAAUGAUCCAAGAGCAACGGCUGCUGCCAAGGGCAACAGUAACUGGAUUCAUAUGGGUGACGUUGGAAUGAUGGAUAAAACAGGUCACGUUAAACUACUGGGGCGGCUGGCUGAGUGUGUGACAUUCAAACAUAUGGGCGAAAAGGUGUUCCCUUCUUUGAUACUGGACACCGCGAGAUCUCAUCCAAAGGUCGAAACAGCUGUCGUCAUUGGGAUCCCUGAUGAUAGGUUAGGUGAUGAUGUCUGCCUCUUUGUUGAGUUAAAACAUGAAGCUACACUAACGGAGGAUGAGUUAGAGUCGUACUUUCAAUCAAAGCUGAUGUUUCUACAGUGUCCACUCUACUACUUUGUGUUAGAAAAGCUACCCCGAAUCGGUGCCCGUAAUAAGGUUCAUAUAGCAGAACUCAAGCAAAUAGCUACUGAGCGGAUCGCAACUGAUAACAAGGAAGAACAGUGGAACAGAUGAAGGCCUACUGAUUGUGGACAACAAAUUAUUGGUCUACAAGGCGUCUUCAGACGAUACAAUAUACACCCGAUGUGUGGUAUCCAGUAUCUAGGAGUGCUUUUUGGGACUCUAAUAAUUGAGUCCUUGACUCGUGCUUUUUCAUGUUGGAACUUGCUGUGAGUUUGAGUGCCCACUAUAUCUCUUAGUAUAGGGGCUCAUCAAAUGUAUAGAACUUGAUUAGCCUAAAAAUCCUACAACGAUUACUAAAUGAAGAAUCAUUGGAGUCCGGAGUUGCAAAGGCAACAUCUGGCUGUGUACUUCCCAUACAGAUACAUAAAUAUGACAUGUUUUUUAUUGAUAAUGUGUUAACGUUGACCAAAUACCGAACAUUCGAGACCGCACCAUCCAACUUUGACUUUUUUAUUUAAACGGGAUAAGUAAGAUAUGUCUGCAUUCGUACGUGUAUGUAUCAUUAUUUUUGUACAUGUAAAUUAAAAAACAAAAAUGCAA
This is a messenger RNA of Pecten maximus, 1838 nucleotides long. RefSeq names its product medium-chain acyl-CoA ligase ACSF2, mitochondrial-like. Lineage: Eukaryota; Metazoa; Mollusca; Bivalvia; Pectinida; Pectinidae. Gene Ontology annotation, biological process: fatty acid metabolic process. The transcript has 13 exons. Gene Ontology annotation, molecular function: medium-chain fatty acid-CoA ligase activity. The record is from RefSeq and is a predicted model, not a curated record. The coding region runs from base 306 to 1349 and encodes 347 amino acids.